AUGAAAAGAAAACAAACGAUCGCUGUCUCUCUCUGCUCCAUCCUUCUCCCGCUCCUCUUCCUCUGCGCCCUCCCGCGGCUCGCCUCCGCCUGCGACCGCUGCGUGCACCGUACCAGAGCCGCCUACUACGCCUCCUCUGUCACCCUCGCCGCCGGUUCCUGCGGGUACGGCGCGGCGGCCGCGUCCCUCAACGGCGACCUGCUCGCCGGGGCGGGCCCGGCCCUCUACAGACAAGGGGUCGGCUGCGGCGCGUGCUUCCAGGUGCGCUGCAAGGACGAGGAGCUCUGCGCUACCGCCGGCGUGAAGGUCGUCGUCACGGACCGCGCCAGCACCAAGACGAACGACACCGACCUCGUGAUGAGCAGCCCGGCGUUCGCCGCCAUGGCCCGCCCCAGCAUGGCUGGGCGGCUCGCCAAGCUCGGCGCCGUCGACGUCGAGUACAAGAGGGUGCCGUGCGUGUACGAGGGAAAUAACCUCUCGCUGCGGGGGGAGGAGCGGAGCCGCGCGCCCAGCGAGCUCGCCGUCACGAUCCUCUACCAGGGCGGCCAGACCGACAUCGUCGACGUCGACGUCGCGCCGGUCGGUUCGUCGUCGAGCUGGACGUCCCUGACACACGACCACGGGCCGGCGUGGAGCACGAGGCUGGCGCCGCCGGGGCCGCUGCAGCUCAGGGCGGUGGUGACCGGCGGGUACGACGGGGCGUGGGUCCAUGCCGAACAUGAAGUCCUGCCGCGCCAGUGGCACGCCGGCGAGGUCUACGACACCGGCGUCCAGAUCACCGACAUCGCCCAAGAAGCCUGCUCCCCCUGCGACACGCAGGAGUGGAAAUGA
Molecule: messenger RNA, 831 nt
Organism: Triticum dicoccoides
Lineage: Eukaryota; Viridiplantae; Streptophyta; Magnoliopsida; Poales; Poaceae
Product: expansin-like A1
Exons: 3
Coding region: 1-831 (276 amino acids)
Cellular component (GO): extracellular region
Source: RefSeq, a predicted model, not a curated record